CCUUGCCUGAUCUUUCAGAGGACCCUUCUGCUGUGGGACUGCUGAGGUUUGAAGAAAAACAGAUUCUAAAAAUGGAAUGGGGAGGAGAGUAUUCUUUUGAUUCUUCCAAUUUAGACUGUUUGUUAAAUGUUCUCCCUGGAGAAUUGGAAUUCCGACAAAUCCUUAGUGAUCUUGAUGAAAAAAUAAAGAAGAACUCUUACAGUAUAGAAGAGUGUCUUAAGGACCUGCAAUCAGACAUAAAUGAAAUAUGUACUGAUGAAGUACUACAAAGCACAACUGACUGCAUUCAGUGGCUAAAUAGCUGCAAUUUUAGUUCUCUCAGACCUUCUUCUACAGACCGUGGAGAACUGCUGGAGUUCCUUAAGACCCUGCAAAGAUUGUUGAAGAAUGAGAAGAAUCAAGAAGAAAUGAUACUUCACUUCCUUCUGGACCUCUCUAGUCAAUGUGGUGUCUCAUUUCCCUGUACUGCAAGUGGGAUGUCAUUUGAGUUAACAUCUUCGCUUCAUACCAUUCAGGAUGAUUCAGCUGUGGAUGUGAAAUCUCUUUGGGAUGAUGUGAGAUUGCAUCUUCGACAAUUUUUAGUAAACAGACUGCAAAGUCAAGAAGAAACAAACACUAAUGCUUUGCCACAACAAAUGGAGUUUAAAACUCAGUGUGUACAGCAGCUUUUGUUUCUUUAUCCCAAAGCAGAAGUCUUAAUGAGGUAUCAAAAUAUGCAGAAUAAACUGGUUAGUGAUCUUCUACAAAACUGUAUUUUGUCUAGUUGUGGUGAAACAAAUUUUGAUAAGGUGGUUCAUGGUUACCAAAGUUCCAUACCCCAAUUGUGCACAAUGAUAAAAGAAGAUUUGUAUAUACUAAGUGGAACUAUUGGUCCAUCUUCGUCAUUAAAGUUUAUUAACGAAACUUACCUGGAUACCAUCACUGAAGAAAUGACAGUUCUUCUUGAAAGACUUUGUGAGCUGCAGUUCAAAGAAAAUGCUCUACACAUUGUUAAAGCAAACAAGAUUUCAAAGAAGCAUAGAGGAAGAGUUCAUGCUGUGGCCUCCCAGGAAUACCACAGGAAAGGACGGAACUUCUGCUUAACCUUAUAUCAACUCAAAUGUCUUUCUCAACUUAUCAAACUCUUCUUAUUAAUGGAGGAAAAAAUUGAAGAGCUCUCCACAGAAAUUCUGCUGCUGCCUUCAUUUACGGAGAGGAAUAAGAAUGUUCAAGGAGUUCUGAAGAGAGCUAGUGGGGAGCUUUUAAUAGGAGAAACUAGAGCAAAUGAAACCAGCGUGCUUCCUGAACAGUUACUUCAGGUAGAAGAGCCUAUUUUACUGAAUUUUGGCUGGAGAAAUGCAUUUAAAGACCUGUCUUCUUCUGUGGCUCACUGUAUAACAAUUGCAAUUGAGGAUUUUUCAUCUAAAAUUCUUCAACAUGAGCAGAAAGAAGAGUUUUCAGCUGCAGGCUGUGCAAUGAGUCUUGUAAACAACCAGCAAAUGAGGGAGUCCUGCAGAGCAGUCCAACAGGAAGAGCAACCAAAACGAAUUGCUAAGUUUUGUUCUGACAUCGUGGAAGAACUCGACACAUUGCUUCCAUUGGCUCUGGCCUGCAGAGAUGAUUCUCUUCAGGAAAUUAGAGCAAACUUUGUAGAGGCCUGCAGCAAAGUGGCAACGGCUGUUCUGGCAAGACUAGAGGAGAAAAGCAAAGACGUUCCUGUGAAGGCUCCCCUGCAAGACUUGUAUGCUUCCCUUUCCACGGCGAUAUAUGUCUUUCAGCAUUUUACAAUGUAUAGCAAUUUGAUGAGAGAAACCAGCAAAAGACCCCUGUUCCUAGUGGCUAUCCAAAAAUGUCAAGAAUUCAUCAACAUUCUCCAGUGUCAAGUUACGAACUACUGCAUCAGAGUUUGUGCUACAAGUAUUUUACAGGAUGCUGAGAGCCACUGCUGGGAUGACUACAAAGCUUUUUAUGAGGGGGAAAGAUGCUCAUUCUCUGUCCAGAUGUGGCAUUACUUCUGCUGUGCUCUUCAUCAUGAUCUAUGGACUAUUCUACCUCCAAAGACAGCCCAGGAGAUUCUUACAGAUGUACUAGAGCGAUCUUUGGAUAUUCUGUCCUCCAGAUAUUGUCAGGUGUGUCCCAGUUACAAAAGAACACCACAAAUCAGAAUUGAUAUUGCAGCAAUUUUGAUGUCCACUGAAGAUAUGCUCUGGUCAAUUUGUAGUUCUGUGCAGGAGUUUCUGAAUCCACACAAAGACAGAGAUCUCAAGAUCUAUAAAAUACAUAGCCACUGCAAUAGUCUGAUCUCUGUGCUGGCUAUUUUAACUUCACCAUUGAAGAAUUUGUAUGAGACAUUUCUGGAUAAUUCUGAUGAACAUCUUCCUCAAGAUUUUUCAGAAGUCUCUUAUCAGCCAUUGCGCUGGUUAUUUUGCAUACCGUCAUCCUGUUUUUUCUUUGUAAAGACUCCAUCAACCAGAGAAAUGGCAGCCCAAGGUCUGCUGAAGCUGCUCUUAUCCCAGCCAUACUGUAAUUUGAACUUGCUUUUGGAAACAUUGCUACACCAUGAUUGUCUCUUAGUGAAAAUUUUGCUGAGAAGCUCAAGUAAUCAAGCAUUAAAUUGUGAUGAACAAAGUUCUCUCUUGGAACAGGAAAAUAACAAAGAGCCUACUCUGAUUGAAACAAUCUUCACAGUAUUGUCUUACUGCAGUUUAUCACCCAAAUCUCUUGGCGUUGCUUUUGAGUCCUACAUGGAAAAAGAGCUGCUGUGGAACUGCUUAUACAAUAUGACAGUUUCCAGUUGUGGUGAGUCGGAGCCAGAAGUUAUCAGAUGCUUGAAGUUGACAUUGAUUAAUUCAGUGAAGGGUAUAGUGAAACAAAUAAUUUCUUUGAUGCAUUCAUGGGAAGCAACAGAAAACUAUGGAACAUACCAGCACAAGCAAAUAGUUCCUGAAAGUUUACUGAAAACCAUUCCAAAGGAAUGGAAUUACACUCCUCGGGAAAUGAAGAGAAAAGAGUCUGGGAAAUGCUUCACAAGACUUGCAGCUCAAGCAGUAUCUAUUGUAAUCAGCAAGUUACCUACAGUGAUUGCAUGUUUGUCUCCCCCAGUUAAAUACUUCUUUUUUCUGGCUGAGAGAAAAAUGUCAAGAAACUUUGCUGAAUUGAAGAAAGCUGGUCUGCUUGUCUGGAACUUGAUUGUAAUUAUAUGUCGGAUAUUUGAGGAUGGAAAUACUGCAGAAUUUUUAACAGGUGCAACACUUGACAGAUGGAGCAAAGAAAAACUCAGUUUAAUUCGUGUGUGCUUAGAAAGUAUUAUGGGAAAACAGAAAAGUGGUCCUAAGCAAGUGACCCAGAAAAUUAUACAAAGCAUUGAGCAGCAAAGACCAAACUGGAUUGAAAGCCAGUUGCUGAAGGCAAGAAAAUUGAGCAUAGAUUGUGCCUCAGUCACAGUUAAAAGUGGAACAUUAGAGGAAGGUGGUAUUGCACUUGGAUUCUCUGAGCAUAAUAUAAACAUGAUGGUCCUGGAUAUCUGCCACAAACCAGGUGGUAGUGAGUACCUGAGGCAAAUUUAUCACAUCAUCCGGCUCAAUGAGGAAUAUUUGAAAGAGCAGCUGUCUUGUGAGAAUUCCUCUGAAGAUGGUAUUACCUCGAGUCAAUGUCUGCCUUUGACGCUGAAGGGCAGACAAGAACAGCCUGUCUUCAACCCUUUCCAGGUGUACAGACAAUCUUAUGCAAAAGUAUUCAAUCAGUCAGCCAUUACUGAAUGGAACUGGGAUUGGUCAAGCUUGCUGCCAGGUUACUUGGGACUGAAUCAGAUGGCUUUCAGGGUGCUGCUGACACACAGGUGGGAGAUGAAAGAAGAUGCAGAUCUUGAAGAUGAGGAGGACAUUAUGGUAGAACACUUAAAAAAUGUUUAUUUGACACAAAGGACUUUCUCAGAGGAUAAAGAAGAGCAAUUACCUUGACAGAUUUUGGUAGCACCUUUCUUCUGGAUUCAACAAGAUUAACUUAAUAUCAUAACUCACAGUACUAGAAAGCUCAGAAAUAUAUAUCUUGAGUAGGACUUCUAACCUAAAGAGUGUUCCCUUGUUAUUGUCUGGUCACGCUAUCCAGGAAGCAAUUGUUCACACAUGCAUUAGGUGAGGAACAGUGCAGGAAAAUGUCAGUGUCACAAAACAGGGAGGUCAUAUCUCAGUACUGCAGAGGCAUAAACCUGAAUGACAAACUGAGAAUUGUUUCACAAAUAUAAGACUCACUCUGAAAAUAAUGCAAUUUUAGACAUAGGCUAAGCAAAUCUUUCUGGUUUCCAUCCACCGCUUUGGAGUUGGAGUCAGCCUGCCCCCAGUUUGUGUCACUCAAGCACCUUUUCCCUCCUUUGGUGCUUGUUUACUAAAUUACCCAAAAUACAUGAAAAGGGAAAGGUAUAGACCAUAUAGCUACAGUCCUUUUUGAGUUGCUCCAGGAUGAGUAUGCUCGGCCAUUAUUCCAAAUCAAAAAUGCAUCAGCAUUAAUGGCUUCACAAAUCCUUACUUAACAGCCAGUGUAUUUUAUGGUUUAAAAAACACAUAGAGAAAUUUUAGAAGCUUUGAGAAUAAUUUUUU
Onychostruthus taczanowskii (white-rumped snowfinch) is the source of this 4574-nucleotide messenger RNA. Its product is annotated as KIAA0825 ortholog. Lineage: Eukaryota; Metazoa; Chordata; Aves; Passeriformes; Passeridae. The transcript has 20 exons. The record is from RefSeq and is a predicted model, not a curated record. Bases 72 to 3938 code for a protein of 1288 amino acids.